AUGUCGGCAUUGAUAUUAAAAGCUGCUAAUGAAUUUUCAACUCUAUUUCUUGGUACAUCUCGUAGUGAUGAUUCAGCAGGUGAUCGUCUAAGUUAUCGAUAUACAUGUGCUAUACUUAUUGCAUUUACAAUUAUUGUUUCAAAUCGUGAAUUUACAUCAAAACGUAUUCAAUGUUGGGUUCCAGCAUUUUUUACAGGAAAUUAUGAAGAUUAUACUAAUAAUGUAUGUUGGGUACGUAAUACAUAUUAUAUCGAUGAUAAUAGUGAAAUACCUGAAAGUGCUGAAAUUCGUCAUGAUACAUCUAUACGUUAUUAUCAAUGGAUACCAUUUAUACUUCUUUUUCAAGCAUUUCUCUUCUUUGUACCUUAUGUUUUAUGGCGUGUAUUAUGUCAACGAUCAGGUAUUGAUAUACGAGAUAUAGUUGAAGCUGCAACAAAUUAUAAAAAAGCGAAUGAUGAAAAACAACGUGAUCGUUUAAUGAAAUUUAUGGUACAAAUUAUUGAUCAAUAUGUUGAUGAUCCACGCCGUCAAUCAAAUAAUCGUGAAACAGUUUGGUGGAAAAAAUUUUGUCUAGUUUUUUUUCCAUCAUCUGGUCGUUAUAUGGGAGAUUAUUUAAGAAAUUUAUUUAUAUUUAUUAAAAUUAUUUAUGUAAUUAAUGCUGUUGCACAAGUAUUAAUAUUAUCUUUAUUAUUGGGUCAACCAUUUUAUUCAUUGGGUACUACUGUUAUUCGUCUUUUAUAUCAAGGAAAAGGAUGGGAUUUUACUAGUCGAUAUUUCCCUAAAGUAACAUUAUGUGAUUUUCAAAUUCGUGAAGCAAAUGCUUUACCAAUUGCACAUACUUAUACAGUUAUGUGUGUUCUACCAAUUAAUUUAUUUAAUCAACAAAUAUUUACAUUUCUAUGGUUUUGGAUUGUGUUUGUUAUUAUUCUUACAAUUUACGAUCUUUGUAUGUGGAUAUUUCGAUUAUUUUUUCGACGAGAUUCAUAUCUUGAAGGACGUUUGAAAGUAAUGGAUUAUGAAUUAACACAAAAAUGGCCAUUUAAUGAUUUAUGUGUUAAUCAUGUUAAUGUAGAAGAUAUGGAACGUAUAAGGAGAAUACAAAGUCGUGAUGAAACAAUUCCUUCAACGGGUGACGAAGUAUAUAUAUUGAGUGAUGGACGAAAAAUCCAUCAUCAAUCUCGAAUGUUUAUUGUACCACCUGUAUAUUAUGAAGGCAAAGGCAAGACUAUAUUUGCUUUUUUUAAUGAAGAAUAUUUGGAAGCCGAUGGACAUUUUAUUUUACGUAUUGUUGGUACAAAUGCAAGUGAAUUUGUUUCAACGAAAAUGAUUCAUGAUUUAUAUCAAAUGUGUUGUAACAAACGAUUUAAGCCAUAUGAUGUUCAAAUAAUGACAGCACCAUUACGAACUACGCUUUAUAAAUAUCUAGUUAUUCCUAAAGAAGGACAACCACCUCCAGAACCUCCUGAAACAGAACAACCUAAAACACCAACUAUUGAAACACGACCGUCAGUAAAUCCACUUAUACAACGUUUUCAGUCACAUACAACAAAUGAUCAACACCCUCCAGAAGUUAAACGUCGAACAUCACAAAAUCCUUCAUCGGCAGAUCAUCAAACGCGACCACGUUCUGAUACACUUCCAUUUCUCGAACAACCUGAACCAGUACAAGUACAGUAUGCAUCAACAACGAGACGUGGAAAUGGUAUGCAAAGUACAAAACGUAUUCAACAAUAUCCACAAUAUGAUGAACAUGAAGAGGAAGGAGCAGUCUAA
This is a messenger RNA of Adineta steineri, 1773 nucleotides long. The record is from the annotation of a GenBank genome assembly. NCBI's taxonomy places the organism in Eukaryota, Metazoa, Rotifera, Eurotatoria, Adinetida, Adinetidae.